Molecule: messenger RNA, 960 nt
Organism: Adineta ricciae
Lineage: Eukaryota; Metazoa; Rotifera; Eurotatoria; Adinetida; Adinetidae
Source: the annotation of a GenBank genome assembly
AUGUGCCUUUCAUCACCAACGCUUGUUUGUUCUUGUCCAACGUCGUCAAUGGCAUCAACAACAACAGCACCAGUUAAAGACGAUCUAAUAUCGAACAAGCUGGUAACAGAUUUCUCUUCAGAAGAUAUACUUGUCGAUAAAAACUCGAUGCCAGAAGAUGAUCCUAAUGGUAAUACAUUACAUGAAGCUCAUAACAUACGGUGGGGACCUCAACAUGCCGGUGCAAAAUUGCUCGCCAGUCAAUACACAAAUGAAAAACGUAUUCAAGAAAUAAUAUCCGUUGCUCUAUGUAUUUUCUUAAUGAUUUACAAUUUUUUCUAUAUCUGUUAUUAUUUUGAUGUUAGAAAAUGCUUUCUGAUCAUUCCCUCUGCUCUAUUAGGAAUUUUAACAGCUGAUUUUGCAUCAGGUAUUGUCCAUUGGGGUGCUGAUACAUGGGGUUCAGUUGACAUGCCGUUUAUUGGUCGAAAUUUUCUACGUCCAUUUCGAGAACAUCAUAUCGAUCCAACAUCCAUAACACGUCAUGAUUUUAUUGAAACUAAUGGUGACAAUUUCGCAGUUAUUGUUCCGUAUCUUUUCUAUAUGGCUCACAAAUUCACAUACUUCUCGGAUGCUGAUAUCAAACGUUCAUACAAUUUCGAAGUUUACAUGUUUCUUCUCGCUAUAUUUGUAUCAAUGACAAAUCAGUUCCAUAAAUGGUCACAUACAUAUUUCGGUUUACCUUCUUACAUUGUCUUUUUACAGCGUUAUCAUAUCAUUCUACCUCGUAAACAUCAUCGUAUACAUCAUGUUGUACCUCAUGAUACAUAUUUUUGCAUUACAACUGGUUGGUUGAAUCGACCGUUAGAAAUGAUCAAAUUCUGGCCAUGGUUGGAAGCAAUCGUAGAGAAAUAUACAGGAGCUAAACCUCGCUCAGAUGAUCUUGCUUGGGCACAGAAGACCGAAAAAGUUCAUGAUGAAUAG